CAGAACGGAGCUUUGGGUCAUAAAUAUAAUUCAAGUCGGUGAAGGUGUCUGACAACAGCAAAGUUGUAGCCAGAAAUAUUUUAGUUCUUCAUCGGGCCUCAGUGGGCAUUUAAAUGUCUUGGGUUUGGACUGAUGUCUUCUCUCACCCGUUAUGGGCAGUAUCGACUGUGAUUUUGGGACUCCUCUUGCGGUCACAGCAGAGAGGGUCCUGGGACACCCGAGCCUGUCUUGUGCAACUGAAGGGCAAGACCGCCAUAGUUACUGGAGCUAACACAGGCAUAGGGAAGUUCAUUGCCCUAGACUUUGCCCGGCGUGGGGCUCGUGUUAUCAUGGCGUGCCGGAGCGAGGCGCGCGGUAGUGCUGCCCUGCAGGAAAUCCGGAAGAGGAGCGGGAACACCAACGUGCACCUGCGCCUGGUGGACACCUCGUCCCUGGCGUCUGUGAGGGCAUUUGUAGAGGGCGUCCUGCGAGAGGAGAAGGAGCUCCACAUCCUGGUCAACAACGCUGGGGCUUCAGGUCUGCCUGGAGAUAUCACCUCCGAUGGUCUAGAGGUGUCCUUCGCUACCAAUCAUGUGGGUCCUUUCCUCCUCACCAGCCUGCUUUUGGACCUGCUAAAGCGAUCGGCGCCGGCGCGCAUCGUCAACGUGUCAUCUAUGAACCACUGGAGGGGCGUGGUCGACUUUUCACACUUCAAGGGCGAGAACCUGGCCUACACCAUGGACAGCGUGUACAACCACACCAAGCUGCACAACAUAAUCUGCACUAACGAGCUGGCACGAAGGCUACAAGGCACAGGGGUGACAGCUAACUCCCUCCACCCUGGGGUGGUGAUGACAGAAGUGAUGAGACACUAUAACUUCCUGGUUCGGUUCCUAUUCAACCUGAUUGGAAUCUUUUUCUUCAAGUCUUCUGAAGAAGGGGCAGUGAGCACCAUCUACUGUGCUGUCUCCGAGGAGAUGGAGGGAAUAACAGGAAAGUACAUUGACAGCGACUGUUCCCUGGUUCUCCCUGCCCACCUGGCCAGAGACCCUGCCCUCGCAGUCAAGGACUUUGAGUUCUGCGAGAGAUUGACAUCCAAGCUCUGAAUAAUUACCAGAGGGCUUGAGAGAAAGAUACAGAGAGAGAGAGAGAGAGAGAGAGAAAGAGAGAGGCUCGUUUGCAGUGGGGUCAAAUUCCUUUUGAACUCCAUUUACCCAUGUUAUUAUGAAGGAUUAAUAAAAAAUGCAGGGUGAAAUAUGUCUAUAAAUUUUGUUUCUUUAAGUGUAUUAUUCAAUAACAGACUUUAUAAAAACACAGUUGAAGUCGGAAGUUUACAUACACUUAGGUUGGAGUCAUUAAAACUAAUUUUUCAACCACUCCACAAAUGUCUUGUUAACAAACUAUAGAUUUGGCAAGUCGGUUAGGAUAUCUACUUUGUGCCUGACACAAGUAAUUUUUCCAACAAUUGUUUAAGAGACAAAAUUUUUCACUUAUAAUUCACUGUAUCACAAUUCCAGUGGGUCAGAAGUUCACAUACACUAAGUUGACUGUGCCUUUAAACAGCUUGGAAAAUUCCAGAAAAUUAUGUAAAGGCUUUAGAAGCUUCUGAUAGGCUAAUUGACAUAAUUUGAGUCAAUUGGAGGUGUCCCUGUGGAUGUAUUUCAAGCUUAUCUUCAAACUCAGUGCAUCUUUGCUUGACAUCAUGGAAAAAUCUAAGAAAUCAGCCAAGACCUCAGAAAAAAAUUGUAGACCUCCACAAGUCUGGUUCAUCCUUGGGAGCAAUUUCUAAACGCCUGAAGGUACCACGUUCAUCUGUACAAACAAUAGUACGCAGCUGUCAUACCGCUCAGGAAGGAAACGCGUUCUGUCUCCUAGAGAUGAACGUACUUUGCUGUGAAAAGUGCAAAUCAAUCCCAGAACAACAGCAAAGACCAGAAAGACCUUGUGUAGAUGCAGGAGGAAACGGGUACAAAAGUAUCUAUAUCCACAGUAAAACGAGUCCUAUAUCAACAUAACCUGAAAGGCCGCUCAGCAAGGAAGAAGCCACUGCUCCAAAACCGCCAUAAAAAAAUCCAGACUACGGUUUGCAACUGCACAUGGGGACAAAGAUCGUACCUUUUGGAGAAAUGUCCUCUGGUCUGAUGAAACAAAAAUAGAUCUGUUUGGCCAUAAUGACCAAUGUUAUGUUUGGAGGAAAAAGGGGAAUGCUUGCAAGCCGAAGAACACCAUCCCAACCAUGAAGCACGGGGGUGGCAGCAUCAGGUUGUGGGGGUGCUUUGCUGCAGGAGGGAAUGGGGCACUUCACAAAAUAGAUGGCAUCAUGAGGAUGGGAAAUUAUGUGGAUAUAUUGAAGCAACAUCAAGACAUCAGUCAGCAAGUUAAAGCUUGGUCGCAAAUGGGUCUUCCAAAUGGACAAGCAUACUUCAAAAGUUGUGGCAAAAUGGCUAAGGACAACAAAGUCAAGGUAUUGAAGUGGCCAUCACAAAGCCCUGACCUGAAUCCCAUAGAAAAUGUGUGGGCAGAACUGAAAAAGCGUGUGCGAAACGUUUGACCCAUGUUAAACAAUGGAAAGACAAUGCUACUGUUGUGAUUUUUAUGAAUAAUGACUAAAUGAUGUAUACAUUUAACAUAAGAAAUGAAUGUAUGUGUGUGUCGAAAGAGAACAAAGAGGGGCAUUAACCUAUGUUUGAACCGACCCGGCUGUAACUCUGGGGAGAUAAGAUAGGACAGGGAGAGCCCCUCCAGAGCUCUCGUAUCUGGGGGAGACUGGAACUGUCAGCUGAGUGGUAAUAAACUGUGGUGAGACUCAUGAGAAAAUCCCUAUGUUGGUGUGUAUGUAUGUGUGUAGGGUAAGAGAAAGUUAUAAAAGGAAUGUCUUUGUAUAUGUACAGCAGCGCUCUCGUAAAUAAACCUUGCUGACUAUGGUA
Molecule: messenger RNA, 2906 nt
Organism: Oncorhynchus keta (chum salmon)
Lineage: Eukaryota; Metazoa; Chordata; Actinopteri; Salmoniformes; Salmonidae
Exons: 6
Coding region: 114-1085 (323 amino acids)
Source: RefSeq, a predicted model, not a curated record